AUGGUUGAGCACGAUACAGCAAUAGCUGAAAAUAGCACUCAGAUUAAAAAUGAAAAAGACGGUCAAUUAGACAUCCAACAUGUAGAAUCCAGCAAUCUUGACUAUGAUGCUCAACGUUUACAUGAUUUGGGCUACAAGCAAGAGUUCAAACGUGAGAUUAGUCUGCUUGUUCAGACGGGCUUCAGUAUGGCCACUAUGGGUGUGCUACCCAACUGGAUGGUUGGUUUCGGUGGCAGUAUGGUAGCAGGAGGUCCAUCAUCAUUGUUUUGGGGCUGGAUUGUUGUGGUGCCAUUUGUAUUAUGUAUAGCAUUCUCAAUGGCUGAGGUCAUUUCUGCCUAUCCGCUGGCCGGAGGCGUGUAUUCUUGGUCAUUUUUAUUAAGCAACAAGAAAUGGAGUCCAUUCAUGGCAUGGAUCACUGGGUACGUCUAUUGUAUUGGCCUUGUUACAGCAAAUAUUACUCUUGCUUGGUCGAGUGUUGACUUCAUAUAUGGAAUUGCAAACGUUCUAAAUGUCGCCCAAAUUACCUCUAAAGGAGCCUAUGUUGGGCUAUAUUGUGGCAUUUUUGUUUUCGCUACAUGUUGUAACUGGUUUGGCAUGAAGUUUAGUUCCAUCAUGAACAAAUUCAUCGUCUUUUGGACCCUUAUCGGAACACUGAUUAUUGUUUGCUGUGUGCCCGCAAUGGCACCCACUCAUCGCAGCGCAAAAUGGGUCUUUCUUGAAUUCCUGAAUAAAACUGGCUAUGACAACAAGGGAAUGGCAUUUCUGCUCGGAUUGCUUCAAAGUGGCUGGACAUUAGAUAAGUAUUCACGCAAUUUACAUGGCGGAACCAAGAGAGCAGAUGUUACAGCUCCUCGUGGCAUUAUCAUUUGUAUUCUCAGUGCAGUUGUUCAAGGCUUUGCUCUCAUUCUCAUCACACUAUUCUCUAUCCAAGAUGUUGAGGCCAUUAUUGAGUCUAGCAUGCCUAUUGCAACUUUCUUCACUCAAACUACAAAUGACAAACUCUGCGUAUUCUUCUUGGUCAUUAUGCUUGUCGCUCAAUUAUCUUCUCUUUGCAAUUCAAUGCUGGCAACAGUUCAUAUCUUUUGGGCUCUCAGCAGAGAUGGCUGUUUUCCCUACUCUAAGGUUUGGUAUAAGCUGAAUCCCAAGACAAACGUCCCCACCAACGCGUUGAUCUUGCAAUUAGCCAUUUCAAUUAUUCUCAUUAUGCCCAGUUUUGGAUCCGAAGUCUACUGGCAAGCUAUCAUGAGUGCUGCUGUUAUUUCCAUCAAUGUCUCUUACGGUCUGCCGCUAUUGUGUCGCCUCAUUUGGGUGCGUCGUGACAUGCCCAAGGGCCCUUUCAGCUUGGGCAAACUAAGCAUCCCACUCAACAUUAUCAGUUGCAUCUGGGUAGGUUUCUUUGGUGUCAUCCUUUGUAUUCCAUCCGUCUCUCCUGUUACUCCUGAAACUAUGAACUGGGCAUCUGUCAUGAUUUGUGGAAUCAUGGGAUUCUCAGUCAUUUUCUGGUUUGUUUCUGGUCGUAAAUCAUACAAAGGACCCAUUGAAACUGCUGAUGAAUGA
This is a messenger RNA of Mucor velutinosus, 1557 nucleotides long. RefSeq lists its product as uncharacterized. The transcript has 8 exons. Gene Ontology annotation, molecular function: transmembrane transporter activity. Gene Ontology annotation, cellular component: membrane. NCBI's taxonomy places the organism in Eukaryota, Fungi, Mucoromycota, Mucoromycetes, Mucorales, Mucoraceae. Gene Ontology annotation, biological process: transmembrane transport. Bases 1 to 1557 code for a protein of 518 amino acids. The record is from RefSeq and is a predicted model, not a curated record.